Messenger RNA from Phytophthora nicotianae INRA-310, 2045 nucleotides. RefSeq lists its product as hypothetical. The transcript has 2 exons. Bases 862 to 1935 code for a protein of 357 amino acids. NCBI's taxonomy places the organism in Eukaryota, Oomycota, Peronosporomycetes, Peronosporales, Peronosporaceae. The record is from RefSeq and is a predicted model, not a curated record.
CUCCGUCGCCAUGAGGUUUCACGACUUUAAGCCGGCGUUGUGUCCCGAAAUCCUGGCGGAGACUGAUGCGCUGGGCUUCGAGCACAUGACGCCCGUCCAAGCGGCCACACUACCACUCUUUCUAUCCAACAAGGACGUAUGUGUGGACGCUUGUACAGGAAGCGGUAAGACGCUAUCCUUCGUGUUGCCCAUUGUACAGCUACUCAAGGCUAAACUGGCGGACGGAAGCAUCACGGCACCACGCCACGCCGACCUCACUAAACUCGUGGCCAUGAUUAUCUCGCCUACGCGCGAGUUGGCACGUCAGAUCUUUGAGUGCGCGGAGAAAUUCUUCACCCGGGCACUGCCAAGUGUGCAGCUGCUGCUUUUCGUAGGCGGCACUAGUGUUGACGAGGACCUGUCACUAAUCCGCGGCGCGGUGGGCAAGUGCUCAGUAGUUAUUGGCACACCCGGCCGAACGGAGGACCUGCUGAACCGCUGUGUGGGUUCCAGCGUUGAGACGCGUGAGUUCGAGAUGCUCAUACUGGACGAGGCUGAUACAUUGCUGGAUAUGGGCUUCGAAGUGAGUCUCAACAAAAUUCUGGAGCAUCUACCGAAGCAAAGACGUACAGGAUUAUUCUCAGCCACGCAGACUCAAGAGGUGAAGGCUUUGGCACGCGCUGGACUGCGUAACCCUGCAACAAUCUCCGUACAGGUCACGACCAGAGACUGUCAGCAUUGCACCACUUUGUGCAGUCCAAGAAGGGCGAGAAGCUCAUUGUCUUCUUCUCCACAUGCGGAUCUGUGGACUUUUUCAGUCGUGUGUUGGAGGAAUUAUUCAAGGGCAAAAAUGACUUCCCGGUUGUGGCACUGCACGGCAAAAUGCCGCAGAAGAAGCGUACAACGAAUUACGACCACUUUUCGACCUUGAAAUCGGGGCUUUUGGUGUGCACGGACGUCGUGGCGCGUGGUAUCGAUCUGCCCGAUGUGGACUGGAUCGUUCAGUAUGAUCCUCCACAAGACCCGAACUUCUUCGUGCACCGUGUGGGUCGUACAGCGCGUGCUGGACGCUCUGGUUGCGCUCUCUCCUUCUUGUCAUCAAAUGAAGACGCAUACGUGAACUUUUUGAAGAUUCGUAAGGUGCCGUGCGAAGAGAUGACGCUCCCAUUGGACACGAUGGAGGAUGUACUGCCCAAGGUCAAGUCGUUCAUCCUGGAAGACCGUGAUCUGCUCGAGAAAGGUACGAAGGCGUUUAUGGCGUUUGUACGGUCGUAUAAAGAGCAUCAGUGCCAGUUCAUUUUCCGCUUUAAGGAGCUCGACUUGGGUGCUGCUGCACGUGGCUUCUGUUUGCUUCAGUUACCCAAGAUUAAUGAGCUGCGUAAUGUGCGCAUCAACUUUGAGAAGACAGACAUCAAGACUACUGACAUUAAAUACAAGGACAAGGCUCGCGAAAAGGAACGUCAGAAGAAACUGGCAGUCAUUGCGAAGGAGAACGAGGCGCGGGACAAGAAGAACGCUGAAAUGCGCGAGAAGAAGCGCAAACGACCGCUUGACGAGGAGAAUCAAAAGCAUCCGCGUCGUCGUGAAAAGAAGAAGGGUCUGCACCAGCAAAUUGUGGAGGAAUGGGACGAGUUGGCUGAGGAGGAGAAGCUCUACAAAAAGAUGAAGAAGGGCAAAAUCACAGAGGAGGAGUACGAGAAGGCCCUGCUUGGUAAGGCUGAUAGUUCUGAUGACGAGGAUGACGAGGACGAAGAUGGAGACAUGAAGAAGAAAUCAAAGUGGCAGCGUUCGGAGGAGAAGAUGAAGGAGCGAUUCAAAAAGAAAGAACAGGUGGUGAAGAAGACGGCGGAGCAAAAGCGUGAGGCAGCCAAGCGCGAGGAGCGGAUUCGCAAGCGCAAGAAAUCUCAACAUGUCCAGCGCGCAAUGCAAAGAGCUCAGCGCCGUGCCCGGCGCUAGUUUCAUACGCUUGUGGAUUCGCAACCUGACCAGGUUUGGCAUUGAAGAUAGAGGAUAAUACUAUUCAUUUCACUCCAGUUCUCGUUACGAAGCGAACUGCGGCAGUUCCC